GAAUGUCCCUCAGCUGAUCUUCCAUAUGAAACUCAGCGUGAGCUUUAGGGAUUGUGUUUGUCAGCGAGAGAAUUCAUUUGGGCAGUAACAAGCUGUUUUUUCCAUGCAAAGCAGACAUUGGUGACCUUAUCUCGACAGGAGGUGCCCUGUGAUGAAAACUAUUUAACCACACGUUUCUGGAGAAAGCCAUUGAGAGGUCCGGAAGCUCUUCCUUCUAAAGCAAUUCAUUUUGAAAUGAUGAACUUCGUUACGUUUGUUUGUCUGCUUCUGUGGACGACGGUGUCUUCUUUCAGAUAUGAUGAGUUGAAACAGUAUGUGGACACCCAUGAAGAGGACUUUAUAGAGACCCUGAGACGGUGGGUCGCUGUAGAAAGUGACUCCAGUGACGUCACGAAGAGAUCCGACUUGCACAGGAUGAUGGACAUGACGGCAGAGAAACUGCGCCUCAUCGGAGGACAUGUGGAAAUGGUGGACAUCGGAUUGCAGACGUUGACCAAUGGAAGCACCAUCGCGCUGCCCAAAGUGGUGACAGCUCAGUUUGGUAACGAUUCUAGUAAAUACACCGUUUGUGUUUAUGGUCACGUGGACGUCCAGCCGGCCAAGAAAGAGGACGGAUGGGCAACAGACCCUUACGAACUGACCGACAUCUAUGGAAAUCUAUAUGGAAGAGGAGCAUCUGACAACAAAGCGCCAGUGUUGGCCUGGAUCCAUACAGUGGAGGUCUACAGAGCCCUCAACAUUGAGCUGCCUGUGAAUGUUAAAUUCAUCAUUGAAGGCAUGGAAGAGACCGGAUCUAACGGUUUGGAUGCCAUGAUUGUGGCUCAGAAAGACUCAUUCUUCACAGAUGUAGAUUACAUCAUCAUCUCUGACUGUGGUUGGCUCAGUAGACGACCAGCGCUGACAUACGGCACCAGAGGAAACUGCUACUUCUUUGCUCAGGUGGAGGGACCGAAGCAGGACUUACACUCUGGUGUUUAUGGAGGCACAGUGAUUGAACCAAUGACAGACCUGAUCGGCAUCUUAGACAAACUCAUCAGCCCGAGUGGGACGAUCCUGAUCCCUGGCAUAAGAGAAGCUGUCGCGCAUCUUUCUGACGAGGAAUGGAAGAUGUAUCAAGACAUUGAAUUUGACGUGGAGAACUACAAGGAAAAGAUCGGCGUCAGUGAGCUCAUGUACAGCAACAAGGUCGACCUGCUCGCCCAUCGCUGGCGUCACCCAACUGUGUCUAUCCAUGGCAUAGAGGGGGCGUUCUCUGCACCCGGCACUAAGACUGUCAUACCGGCCAAAGUUACGGCUAAGUUUUCCAUUCGCCAGGUACCGAAUAUGGAUCCAGCCAUGGUUGAAAAACAGGUGACAGAUUAUCUCCAUUCUGUGUUUGCCAAACGAAAGAGUCCCAAUAAACUCAAUGUCAGCAUGGUUAUUGGAGCCAAGCCUUGGUUAGCUGAUAUCAACCAUCCACUGUAUGAAGCCGGAAAAGCAGCGGUCAAGAGAGUUUUUGAUGUAGAGCCUGACCUGAUCCGUGAGGGAGGCACGAUUCCCGUCGCCAGAACUUUUCAGGAUGAGACGGGCAAGAGCAUCAUCAUGCUCCCCAUCGGCGGCUUCGACGACGGCCUUCAUUCGCAGAAUGAGAAGAUAAGCAGGUACAACUACAUUGAGGGAACCAAACUGUUUAUUGCCUACUUGAAUGAAGUGUCCCAGAUCAAGAAGCUUUAAUCAGAUGAAUCAGUGUUUCACAUCCUAAACUGUAAUUUGUAACCUUCAAAUAUCACCAUUUUGUAUUGGUUGAAAUAUCUGCCCUGUAUUUCCCCCUUUUAUUGCAUCUUCUGUCUGUGGAGCUGGCAACAUUUGUGUGACUGGCAUAUAUUAAUUAAAGAAAUGUUUUGCAAUGCAUAUGCAGUGUU
This is a messenger RNA of Xyrauchen texanus (razorback sucker), 1901 nucleotides long. RefSeq names its product carnosine dipeptidase 1 (gene cndp1). The transcript is spliced from 12 exons. Gene Ontology annotation, cellular component: cytosol. The record is from RefSeq and is a predicted model, not a curated record. Lineage: Eukaryota; Metazoa; Chordata; Actinopteri; Cypriniformes; Catostomidae. Gene Ontology annotation, biological process: proteolysis. Gene Ontology annotation, molecular function: dipeptidase activity. The coding region runs from base 235 to 1713 and encodes 492 amino acids.